This is a messenger RNA of Pungitius pungitius (ninespine stickleback), 4532 nucleotides long. It is a transcript of the gene pcsk1, whose product is annotated as proprotein convertase subtilisin/kexin type 1. Gene Ontology annotation, biological process: peptide hormone processing. NCBI's taxonomy places the organism in Eukaryota, Metazoa, Chordata, Actinopteri, Perciformes, Gasterosteidae. The transcript is spliced from 14 exons. Gene Ontology annotation, cellular component: neuron projection; membrane. Gene Ontology annotation, molecular function: serine-type endopeptidase activity. Bases 509 to 2836 code for a protein of 775 amino acids. The record is from RefSeq and is a predicted model, not a curated record.
AAGGACACGCGCCUCGUGAUGAUCAUGAUCAUCUUGCAAAAGUGAGCAGGCUUGUUGCAUUGGUUUUGCUGUUGUCUUUCUUCCCGGUGUCUCCUACAGCUCCAGGGACUAGCGGGGAUAUUUUUAGUCGGAUCUCCGCCCUCCUCCCUCUCAGACAUUCUCCCUCAAGGACUCGAACUCUCAUUUUACCGAAGGUAGACGCCAAACUGACGUCAGAGCACCCGUAACGUGACGUGCGUACACCCCCCAUCGCGACCACACACACACACACAUACACAAGGCACACACCAGCCCUCCCCAUCACUAGUAUUUCCUCUCCUCUCUUCCAGUUUCUCGUCCCCUCCAUCCCAACCAGCUGUUUUCUUCAGGAACCAUCAGAAAACAAGGAGCCUUCUUUGUCAUUUACCAAACAUUUACACCUCGGAGUUGCGGCUGCUUUCCCGGGAGCACUCAAGCUGUUUGUACAGAUAUUUAUAUUGUUUUCUCAUCGGCUUGAAUUUCCUCUGAGAUGGAAAUGAGAUGUCGUCCAGCGAUGAUGUGUUGUGUUUUCGCCGUCCUCUUCUCCGUGGUUUCCCGGUCGCUGGAGUCCUCUUACGUGGACAGGCAGUACCUGAACGAGUGGGCAGUGGAGAUCCCCGGCGGACUGGCCGCUGCGGAGGCGAUCGCCAAAGAGCUGGACUACAAACUGGUCCGACAGAUCGGGGCCCUGGAAGACCAUUUCUUGUUCAAACACCGCAAUCAUCCCAGCAGAAUGAAACGAAGUGCCAACCACAUCACCAGGCGGCUGUCGGAGGAUGAUCGGGUGCUAUGGGCAGAGCAGCAGUACGAGAAAAGCCGCAAUAAGCGGGCGUCCCUCGGAGGGUGCAGGGACUGCCCAGUGGAUAAGCUGUUUGAUGAUCCCAUGUGGAACCAGCAGUGGUACCUGCAAGACACAAGGACGUCUCCCUCGCUGCCGAAGCUCGACCUGCACGUGAUCCCCGUGUGGCAGAAAGGCAUCACGGGGAAAGGAGUGGUCAUCACCGUUCUGGAUGACGGGCUGGAGUGGAACCACACGGACAUCUACUCCAACUACGAUGCAGCAGCCAGCUAUGACUUCAACGACAACGACCCCGACCCUUUCCCCAGAUACGACUCCACUAAUGAAAACAAACAUGGGACCAGGUGCGCUGGAGAGAUCGCCAUGCAGGCCGACAACAAUAAAUGUGGUGUCGGAGUGGCAUACAACUCCAAGGUUGGAGGGAUCCGUAUGCUGGAUGGGAUCGUGACUGACGCCAUCGAGGCCAGCUCUAUCGGGUUCAAUCCAAACCAUGUGGACAUCUACAGUGCCAGCUGGGGACCCAACGAUGAUGGAAAGACAGUGGAAGGCCCCGGACGCCUGGCCCAGAAGGCUUUCGAAUACGGUAUCCAGAAGGGCCGAGGCGGGAAAGGCUCUAUCUUUGUCUGGGCAUCGGGUAAUGGCGGGCGCCAGGGCGAUAACUGCGACUGCGACGGCUACACGGACAGCAUCUACACCAUCUCAAUCAGCAGUGCCUCACAGCAGGGCCUGUCCCCGUGGUACGCGGAGAAGUGCUCCUCCACCCUGGCUACGGCGUACAGCAGCGGAGACUACACCGACCAGAGGAUCACGAGUGCCGAUCUGCACAACGAAUGCACUCAGACUCACACGGGAACGUCGGCCUCCGCCCCCCUGGCUGCUGGGAUAUUUGCCCUCGCACUGGAACAAAACCCAGAUCUCACCUGGAGAGACCUGCAGCACAUUGUGGUGUGGACCUCAGAGUUCGACCCCUUGGCCAAUAACCCGGGCUGGAAGAGGAACGGAGCUGGGCUGAUGGUCAACAGCCGCUUCGGCUUCGGCCUUCUCAACGCCAAAGCCCUGGUGGACCUGGCUGACCCGGCCACGUGGAAGCACGUGCCAGAAAAGAAGCAGUGCAUCGUCAGGGACGAUUCCUUCCAGCCCAGGGACCUGAAAGCAGCCGGGGCAAUCACGAUAGAGAUUCCAACGAAAGCCUGCGUAGGGCAGGGGAACGCAGUGGUCUCCUUGGAGCACGUGCAGGUGGAGGCCAGCAUCGAGUACAGCAGGAGAGGGGACCUGCACAUAACGCUCACCUCCCCAGCCGGCACCAGCACAGUGCUGCUGGCUGAGCGAGAGAGGGACACGUCCGCCAACGGUUUCAAAAACUGGGACUUUAUGUCUGUCCAUACAUGGGGCGAAGAUCCUGCUGGUACAUGGACCAUACAGAUCACAGAUACUUCGGGCCGCAUGCAGAACGAGGGUCGGAUUUUGAGCUGGAAGCUGAUUCUUCAUGGAACAUCAGAGAAGCCAGAGCACAUGAAGAAGCCGCGAGUGUACAUUCCCUACAACGCUGUGCAGAAUGACCGCCGUGGUGUGGAACACAUGGAUGACAUGAUGGAGGAGCCCACACAGGCCAAUUCACCUCCAAAUACUGAGCCUGCACAUGCCUCCCCUCCUUCCAACCCAGGGAAAGAAUCCAAAAAGCCCUUAAACGCACCCGCCUCCCCCUCCCUGGCCCUUCUGCGCCUCCUUCAGACGGCCUUCAACAGGCAGACCCCCGGCCUCCCUCAGCCAAAGUCCGCAGCCAGGGCCUCCUCCGCCUGGAGGAAGCUGCAGCCGGACCGGAGCAUCUCCCCGCCUGCCACAAGACUCCCUCCUCAGAUGUUAUACCAGGCUCUGGACAUGAUCAACAAGUACCAAGGUCCCGAGGACAGUGUCUACAGUGACUACAGUGAUGGCUUCUACAGCAUCAAGCCGUACAGGCACAGAGACGACCGACUACUGCAGGCCCUGUUUGAGAUGAUAGAUGGUGACCACAAGUGACGGAGAGGAGAGAUAAGAUAUAAGACCAGGGGGAAGCGCGGUAAUGUGUUGGCCGGGGAGCCGAGGAGAAGGCAAAGAGAGGAGAGAAGCAGAAGGUAUCUGGCGGGUGGAGGAGAAUACGGGAAAACAAACUCUUUCACUCAGUUCCACUCCCCCCCCCCUUCCCAAAAAAUGCUGCAUAUAAGAUCUCUUAACCUUCAUUUGCCAAUCACCGUUAAUUCAAAUUAAUUUCCAAUCCACGCGUCCUUCGAAACACAGACUUGUUCAGGGCCUCUCUGCUACAAACUGUAUCUCCAUGUAGUGACAGUGAAAGCAUUUCAUCGUAGGAAAGGAAGGCGAAGCAUCAUGCUCUUCUCCUCACUGCCUGCUCAAGCAUGCUACCUUUAGAAUAGAAGUUUUGUAUUACUAUCUAUAUAUUAUCUAUAUAUUAUACAAGACUAUGAUUGUAAUAUGGUUUUGAAAACAAUUGACAUCUAAAGAUUUCACUUCAAAAAACGUUUAGUUUCUAUUUCUAUUUAUUUCUAUUGGCAAUGUGUUUAAUGCUAUUAUGGGGAACUUUUCACUUCAACCACUUUGACGACAACACUGACACAAAGUCAUUAAAUGAGAGUCAGCAUAAAUUCAAAAUGAAACAAAAUUUUGAUCAAUAAGCAAAUUGAAAGGUUGAAACUGUGUUAAUUCUCAGGGUGUCAACAAAGCUCAAGAGAGUAGGAGAGUCAUAUUCUGGAAGUAUUAAGAUACAUAUUUAGUGUGAACAAUUAUAGACUAUUGAAGUAUGCAGAUGAGACAUAUAUAGUUGAUAUGGUAUAGAAUCAAACCUUAUUUAAAAAGAAAAAACACCAUUGUAAUAAUUCAGACAGUUGGAGUAGCUAUACAUUCAAAGUGAGAAAAAAGAAUCUUCUUGUGCUAUUUGUUUAAUUUUGUAUGAGUACAAUGCUGCAUUAAAUGAAAUAUUUUUCUAAGAUCCUCAUAGUUUAUGAAAAUAAUAUAUACAGUAUCAAACCCUUGAACACUUUAUUUUCCUGUGGCAUGGUUUCCUCAAUAAGUGCAUCACACUACAUAUACGUGUAGUUAUCAUAAGUAAAAAAGAACACUGCCAAAAUCUUUGCUGUGAAAAAGUUUCUGUGUGUUUCAGUGAACAUACAAAUGGCUAACAUGUUGCUUGUUCAUCAUCUGCAAUAUGCCAACUACAAAACAGUUCCUUAUACUCUGGAAGAAUCAUUGCUUUAAUUUUCCUUCUCUGGUAUAAUAUAUUUGAUAUCAUUAGAUCAUGUACUCUGUAGAAUAGGGGCUCUGCACCACAACCUUCAAGCACAUUCAUUUUGAACGCCUUAAAACAUGCUGUAAUAAAUUUGCGUACUCAUCUCCUCAUGGUAUAGAUAUAUUUACAGAUGCUAAUGUAAGUGUUUAUGACAUGAAUAGUUAUGAAUCUUCUAUGCAGAGUCUCUAUCCUCCAGCUUGGAACUGCCUGCCCCCGCUUUUCUGCUAACAAGGUGACAUGAAAUAGAAGAUAUUUGGGAAGCUUCACCCUGUAAUUUAUCCAUUUUUUCGUGUAGCCUGUGCUGUUUUCUUCAUGUUUUUGUUUUUGACUGAUGCUUCGGUCCAAAGUUGUUUACACAAACCAAUAUUAUAUUUCAAUUUCUGUAUGCAUAUUCAAAAAAAUAAUGAGAUUUAUCUUAAUAAACUGCAAAGUGAC